CCGGCGGCCAAUAUAAUAAAUCUAAAGUAAUAUGACAUGGGCCCACUUUAACAUGUAGCAUGAAAAGUCUAUGGUGACACCGUUGUUUUUACGGGUAUACGUAGUUCCAUGGGCUAAUUGGUCCAUCACACCUCCAACUUCUCUCUCUCUCUCUCUGUGUCCAUGGAUCGAUGGAAAACAAUGUUGGUGCUGCAGCUGGUGUUUUAUGCAGUAAAUGCUUCUUCAUAUGAAAGAGAUGGCUUCUACAACUUGCGCAUAGACUGUGGAGCAUCCACUGAAACUCCUGCACCCGGUAAAUAUAACAGCGACGUACCAUGGCGGACGGACGAAAAGUUCAUCCAAACUGGAGAGAACAAACUCCUCCCCACCAGCCACACUGACUUUCAGAUGAAUACCCUACGCUCCUUUCCCAAAGGCCAAAAGAGCUGUUAUACGUUACCCUUUUACCGCGCAGAUUACAAGUUCCUGUUUCGAGCUGGCUUUUACUAUGGCAACUACGAUGGGCUCUCGAAGCCACCUAGCUUUCGUCUAGAGAUAGAUGGGACCUCAUGGGCAGAUGUAACCACUUCAAUGAGCGAAGAGAUGAUCUACCAUGAACUGCUUUACAUUACGAAGAAGGCGCAAGCUCGGGUGUGCUUGAUUCGUACCAUGGACAAUAUUGACGUUCCCUUCAUUUCUUCUCUUGAAGCUUAUAACAUUGAUGUUGCUUACGAUUGGAUGGACAACACCACAGCUUUGUAUCUUCAUAGCAGGAUCAACUACGGCGCAAAUACAAGCAUUGAGCAAAGAAUGAAUUACGACGCAGAACCAUAUUACCGGAUUUGGAAGUCCAAAGAAAUGUCCAAUUAUCGCAACAUUCAUGCAGACUCUAUGCGUUUUGAUUAUAUGAUCGGAGAAAAUAGGCCACCAUUUCCAGUAAUGGGAUUUGCGAUCCAAGCAAGAAAUCUAACAGACUCUAUAUAUUUGUCCAUUGAUUUUUCCCCUCGAACAUCGGUACAAGCCUACUUUGUUCUCUACUUCAUGGACCCUGUUUUUAGGGUGCCACAAAAUCAAACUAGCAGUGUCGAAAUCUACAUAGACAGCAACGAAAGGGCUGUUACGGAUAUCCCUAAUUAUAACUCUUUAUUUGGAAAUCAAUUCCAUGUGGUAACGCUGUUUUCGGUGCCGGUCAAUGGUUCAGCCAAUGUGACUAUUUCUCCGGCAGAGGGCUCGACUUUGGCGCCACUCCUAAAUGCCAUGGAAGUGUUUUCUGCAAUUGAUGUGUCUGAGAGUGGACAUUUGUUCAACUUGUCGUCAUUACUGUUUAUCACUUCUCUUCAUUUGCUUGUUAUACUUAUGACACAAUUGUUUUAGGCAUUAUAUAUUUGCCUAUAUACCAUGAGUUAUGGAUUCUAUACAUUUAUAUAUAUAUAUGUACAUUUUCGUAAAUUCAUUUGGCUUGGUUGGCCUUUUUGGUCUGGUCAUGUUGUAUCAGUUGUAGCCUAUGGGAUUUCUUUUGUUGAGCUGAUGGUCACAAGCAUACGUAGUUUACAUUUUGAUUAGCAUUGAGUAACAUGCGUCUGUGCUCUACACACUUGCCACUAUUUGAUUCAAGUCUCUGUAUCAGUUGGGAGCUUAAAUCUCGUCCAUACGACACAUGGCUGCUUAAUAUAUGCAUAAUGAUUUUAAUUUUAAAGCCGAAAAGUUUCAACCAAAUGGAGAAAUGAAGGCUCCCCAUCUGUUAGAUACACUCAACCAGUCAUUCAUGUAAGUGUAUUCAUUGAAUGGGGAGUGUUCUCGCUAUCUAUUUCGUUCAAAUUCUUCGGUAUGAUUAUCAUUACUUUUUCUAUAAAUGCUUGCAGAAAUGAGC
This is a messenger RNA of Cornus florida, 1849 nucleotides long. RefSeq lists its product as uncharacterized. The record is from RefSeq and is a predicted model, not a curated record. The transcript has 3 exons. NCBI's taxonomy places the organism in Eukaryota, Viridiplantae, Streptophyta, Magnoliopsida, Cornales, Cornaceae. The coding region runs from base 163 to 1353 and encodes 396 amino acids.